Molecule: messenger RNA, 7084 nt
Organism: Vitrella brassicaformis
Lineage: Eukaryota; Vitrellaceae
Source: the annotation of a GenBank genome assembly
UUGAUUGAUUGAUUGAACUGCAGCCAUGAAUGCAUGUCCUGCAGGCAGUACCAUGAUCCGACUCAAGCCAACACUCAGACUAGGGCAAGAACAUGCAACACGCCACGCAUCAGCCGAAUUAUGUGGCCGCCAAGCACGCCGCGGACACAGCGCGGCGGCGAAAACGCGAAAAAGACGGCCCGAAAGAAAGGAACCGCUGAGACUCAGCAACGCUCGCUGUCUUGUCUAUUCUUCCCAUCCAUGAGUGUGAUCAGAUCACACUCAGACCACCCUCAUGGAUGGUAAGUACGUCUGCAUCUUCUGUAUGCCUCUCUACCAGUCAUCCCUCAUGCUGCUUUAAAAAUCCCCACCCCCUCUCUCUACGGCACCGAUCUGCUCGUCUCAUGCACACCGGUUCUGUGCUACGACAUCGUGUGUAUGUGUGUGUGGAUUCGUGUGUGUGUCUCUGUGUGUGUGUGUGUGUGCGGUUGGUGCAGUGUCGUGCCUACCACCGUCCUCCUCCUGUUGAUGACAAGAAGCCACCAGGUGUCGUAGUGGACGAGAUGCGGACACAAGGCAGGCACACAUGGAACCACAUGCAUGCACUGGCAGGCGCCACAGCUCCAAGCCCCUCGCUCACCUACACCCACACACACACGACUGGCACUGACAUGAAUGCAGGCAGGAUCUUUCCUUGUGGGUGUGUGUGUCCGUUGUGCCGUCGGUUGACCUGACCUGUGUGUGUGGAGGUGACGGCCUCGGCACCGACCACUGGACACUCCCGCAAUGGACGGACGAAUGCGGUCACUUGAUGGUAGGGGGCUUGAAGCGACGACGCGACCGGUACUGCAUUCAUUCAGACCAAGCAGCAGCAAGAGAUACUAAUCUGCCCCUUUCCCACCCACUGCAGGGGCGCCUCUUUUACUAUUACAAGUUCUUGCAGGUUGAAGGUGGCUUGUGGAACCACGACCUCCUGAGGAGCCUCCAGAGGACGACAAAUCGCCUGACGGUUGGCGUCAGCCACAUGAGAUGAACGCCCACCACCACCACCAGCAGCAGCAGCGGCCGCGCCUCCACCUUCCACUGUGCGCCUGGGGGCGAUCACGCGGCCAUCAUCGUCUGCUGGUUGACCACCCUCCACCCCCUCCCCCUCUCUCUCCCCUUCCCCGCCGUCUCUGCCCAUCUUCCUCGUCUUGGCCCCUCCUGCUGCUGCCGCUGCCUGGCCACCUUUCUCGGGCGACCUUGGCCGCUUCAGUCCCGCCCUGUCGCUCUCAACAGGCAACUGCUCGUCGGGGAUGAGAUUGAUCGGCUGCACGGCCGUCCCAUACUGAUCAGACAGCUGCUGCCGCUGCCGGUCACCCUGCUGCACCUCCUGCUCCUCUUGGUGGAUUGGCUCGUAUUGCUGCUGCUGCUGCUGCAGCAUGGGCUCGUCUGCGGCUGUGAGAGGGAGGGGAGCGGGGCGUGGUGCGUCAGGCAUGGGGAUGGCGGCGUCGGAGGGCUCAGAGAGCUCAUCCUCGGGCGGUGGUGGUGGAUGUGGCGGGGGAGCUGCCGCUGCGGCUGCCGCUGCUGGUGCUGAUUCGGAUGGUCGUGGGACGUCCUCCAGUUGUGGUAGGGGUGAGGGCGGCGGCUCUUGCUUCACCGCCUCACCCUUGACCUUCUUCUUGACAGAUGUCGCACCCUGCACACAUCGAUGGAUGGAUAGAUAGAUGCAGCCGAAAACAAUCAAUCUUCCUCCCUCCCGCCGUGCCUCCUUGCGUGCCUCACCACGAGCAUUGUGGCCUUGCUGAAGGCAUCGACAAGUUUGUUGAGGUGCUGCAUGCCCUGCACCAUCUUGGCCCGCGUCUCCUCCAGUGCAGCGUCAGUCAUGUCGGCAGACAGCUCCUCGGCUGCCUCACCGAUGCGGCUCGCGCCCGUGUUGUCUUCCUCCUCGUGUGUGAGGUCGACCACUCGCGACACGAUGGCCUCCGGCACGCCUGCCGCCCUCAUCAGCUGGUAGGGGUCGCUGAACAUGCUCCCGCUGACGGGCAGGGGGUUGCCGUCCUCACCAAGCUCCCGCUUCGGUUCCCGGCCGGUCUCCUCGUCUGCCGCCUCCACAUCCUUGUCACGCCCUCCACCACCAGCAGCAGCGGCGGCAGCAGCAGCCGGGACCUCCUCAGCAGGCUUUUCCUGUCGAGGUCGGUCACUGGCAGCAUCCGCAACAGCAGCAGGGAGAGGCGAGGGAGUUUCGACCCUGUCUGCAGGCGACUGAGCCUGAUCGGGAACGACAGCUGGGGGUGCGAGCAGCAGGGGGGGCGGUCGCUUGCUGGCUGCUUUUGGAGGGGGCCUGGGCUCCUGAUCAGAUGCUGCUGCUGCCGCUGCUGCUUGUGGGGGCGGUGCUGUGCUCUUGGGCGGUGGGGGCGGUGGAGGAGGGGGCGUGGCGGCCAGCGGGGGACUGGCGAACUGCACACACACACCCAUGCACGCAGAUCAGUACAUGCAUCAAACCACCCACUGCGUCAGUGACUCACCCCUUUGUUUGGUUUGCCCUUGUCCUUCUGUGCCUUCUUGAUGGCGUCGAGCCUCGCCUUCAGAUCGCUGAUCUUCUGCGGGUCACGCUGGGACUCCGGCUGCGCCCGCAGCUCCAGAAUCUGGGCCUGCACGGCAGCCUUCUCCUGCUCCAACGACAUCUCGGGCUCAGGUGACUUGGGCGGCUCGGCAGCCCCACCUGCUGCGGCCUCGCCUGUGAUGUCGACAACAGGGGCAGGCGGCAUCUCACUCGGCUCUUCUUGACGCAUGACAGUGUCGGCCACGGGUGGCGGGGCAGCUGCCGCACCUGUUCCUGCUGCGGCAGAGUCAUCCAUGUUUGGCGCGUCGACCAUCACCGCAUCUCCGUCCCCCCGUUCUCUGCUGGCCUCCAGCCCCCCGGCAGGGGGCUGUCCCUCAUCCCCCGCCCUCUCGGUCUCUGCCGCUGGCCUGUCAGCUGCUCCCGGCUCGGGGGAGAAGCGCCUGUUCUGGGCGUUCUGCCUCAGGAUGCUCUUGAGCUGAUUCAGUCGCUCCGCCUGAUUCAUCCGCUCCGCCGCUGUCGCAUCGGCCGGUGGCGCCUGGGGGGGCUCCUUGGGGAGCGGUCUCACAGCCCCUGUGCGGCCCCUCGCCAGGCGAAUCGAUGAGAGCGGCUUCCCCUGCCCCUUGUCGUUCACGCUGAGGGCAUUCGUCGCAAUGUCUUGGAACUGAUCGCUCAGUGCCAAGCCGGAAACCUCAGGCCGCGUAUCCUGUUCGCCCACCGCGGCCCUCCAAGGCUCUCGGUCACGGCCGUCCGGGCCAGGCAGGUCAGAGCACAGCUCGAUCAAAUCGCCGACGGCGUUGACAAUCUCGGUCAGCCGAUCGCCGCUCACAUUGCCGUCAAACACGUCCUCAGCAUGCUCCUGCCCUUCUUGCUCCCGCGGCGGUGCCACUGGAGCAGCGGGGGGCACAGGUGGCCGUACCGAGCGCGGAGGUGGGCGCGGAGGGGGUGGCGGUGGAGGGCGAAUCGGCAUAUCAGCGGCUUUGGGGGCGGGAGGACGGGAAGGAGGCGCCAAUGGUGCGGCUGGCGGCCGUCCGUCGUGGAAGGAUGGAACAGGGGGGAUGCGAGGGGCAGCAGGCGGAGCCUUUGGGGCCUUCGGAGCCAUAGCCUUCGUAGGCGGUGCCGACGCAGCUCUUUCGCCGCCGCCCCCAUCCUCUGGCUCCUUUUCCUUGUCUCCUGGCGGCGGCAGCAGUGGUGAGUGCCCUCCACUCUUCAGGCCCAGCUUCUGCAGCUGCUUGUCGCGAGCCACCAGCCGCUCCCGUCGCUGCUCGCUGACCAUCCACUGUCUCUUCCACUUUGUGAGCCCAGCCUCGAACUCGGCCGCGUCGUCCGUCUCUGUCUUGAUCUGGCUGGGCUUGACGGUCAGGUGGAUGCGGACGUCUGGACGGCGGCGGGGCAUGCCGUCAUCCGGCUCCUGCUUGAUGACCACACGACGAGGCUCGUCUGCCGCCGCCACAGUCCCCGCCGGUCGGCUGCCGACAGCAGGGGGCCUGGAGGGUGGUGGAUGGGGGACGGCCGCACCAGCGGCUGCCGCAGGGCGCUCUUGGUCGUCUGUGAUGGGUGACGGCUCACGGCGCUGAAGGGGCUCGGGAGAGAUGUGAUGUCUGUCACGGUUGUCCUCUCUGUAGUCACGCCCUCGGGCCCUCCUGCCUCUCUCCUCCCUCACAUCCCUGAUCCAAGCAAAAGAGCACAGUCAGUGUGCGCGACACACACAAGUGUUCGUCCAGGUCGUCGUGCCUGUGUCAUGCAUGCCCUUGCUUACGUCAUCCAGCCCUUGUCCUUGUCCGCGUCGCCCUCCCCGCGUCCCCGCGCGGCGAGAAAUGCCAUCCGUCGGUACUUCUGCCUCUCUCUGUCCUUGACCGUCUUGCCCUUGUACCGACGCUGCUUCGGCGGCCGAUAAUUGGCUCGCCGCCGUCGAGGUCGGUCGGACUCGUGUCGGUAGGCGCUGCUCUGCCGCCUCUUGCUCCGCGGACUGACAUGGCGCUUGGCUCCCCGCUCAAAGGACCGCUCGCGUGACACCGACCGCUCCCGGGAUGACGGUGUGACCUCACUCCAUUCCCCAUCCGAAGAGAGGGAGACCGACGAGAGGGAUCGGUGUCGGCGUGACGGGUGCCUGCGGCGGCGGGACGGGCCGGCAAGUCGCUCGCGUGACCGUGACCGUGAUCGGUCCCGUUUGUCCUUGAGGCGAGGCCGACUCCUGCGGACGUGGUCGCUCGAUAUGGGCGAUAUGGGGCUGAGGCUCGACGUCUCACUCACAGACAGCGAGCGGGGGACACGCUUCUUGCCCCUUGUGACGUCACGACGAGACAGCCCUCUCCCUCUGCCGUGCCUGUCGCCAGAGGGUUCCAUACUCCUGUCGGGCCCGCUGGACGACCCCCGCCUCUCCCUCCUCCUUGGAGGCGCCGCGUCUUCCUCAGAGUCAUCCUCGAUCUCUAUCACCUCAUGCCGCUGCUGCUGGGGCGCCGCUGGACGGGAGGGAGGGGGCCGUUUUGAUGGUGGUGCCGCUGGUGUCGGUGGGUUGCUGGCGGCCUUGGCUGCCGCCUGUUUGGCCUGGGCGAUGACCGCCUUGGCUUCGGCCUUUGCCUUGGGGGCCGGGGGAAGGUUGAUGCGGACGGCAUCGCGGGCGGCGCCUGGAACUUGUGCAGCAGCGUUGAUACUCUGAUGCGAAAAGGACGACAGCAAGGGAAAUGAGUAAACACCUCAUGUCGAUCCCUCCGGCUCACCGCUUGUCGUGGCGUCAGCACAGCCUUGUGUACAGGGCCGGUCGCACCCACAGCACCAUCGCCCGACGCAGCCACACCAGCAGUGGGGAGCAUGGGCGGCAGUGACGGCGCGCGAGCCCCUACGGGGGGCUGUGGUGGCUGCGACGGUUGGCCGAAGGCACUGCCGUAGAAGGUGAGAUCGUGGUGUGGCGGCACCUGAUCGUCCCUGUGCGGGUGUGCUGCUUUGGGGAUGGGUGGCUGGUGCUGCGCCUCGCCCCAGAAGCCUCGAUUGUCGCUGGGGGCAGCACUGGGUGGAUCGAGGCCUGGGGCUUGACCAAGGGACUGAAUAGACUGAAUGAAUGAACACCAAAAGAACAAGAACGAGACAGGUAGAGGCACGCGUCCGACACGAAUGGCUCUCCCUCCCUCCCUCCCUCCCUCGUGUGUGUCUUGUUGUCUUGUGUGCAUGACUUGACUGACCUCUGGCUGCAUGGGGAAUGGGGGCCAGACGGGGGGAUAGGGAGCGUACAUACCCUGGGGCGGAUACGGGACCCACGGCGGCAUAAACGCCUGCUGCUGCUGCUGCAUGUACUGCUGCUGCUGCUGAUGCUCAGCAGCUGCUAUGGCCUCUUGCUGAGCAUACUCCACAUAGAUGGGCGCCACAUUGGCAGGGGGUGCAGGUCCAGCAGCAGGUGCUGCCAUGUCGCCUUGCCAUGGCUCCAUCCCCUCCCAGCCCAUCAAGCCCGGCUCGGCAGGGGGCCCGCGGUGCCGUCCGGGGUGGUCCUCCUGGUACUGCUCUGUGUCGACGAUCUCCUCGUACGUGGGCAGAGUGCGGUGGUGGCCACCGUUGGCUGCAGGUGUGUGUGGGCGGGGGUGUGCGUGCUUGGGUCGGUGGCUGAGGCCUGUUGCCUUGGCCUUGGGCCGCGAACCGGUCGUGACGAAUCCAGGGGCCUUGGCCUUGGUGGGGUUGGAGCUCACAUGGGCCACCGCUCUGGCAGACAGACAGGCAAGCAGAGACAAACGAAACAUGCGCAUCCGUGCAUCGAUCCGAUCCUAUCUGUCGGCGGUGCCCGUCGUGUCUUUGUUCUCCUUCUCACCCUGAUGCCUUGGCCUGCCCUUGUCCGCCGUUGGAGCCAUUCGGGCUCGCCUGACCCGCCACAUGUCCGAACCCGUCCUCAAUCCGCUUCCCCUCUCCCUUCUUCUCGCGAUCGCUCCGACCUUUGACCUCCGCCCACUUCUGCGCCACCACAGACUUCAACGCGUUUGUGAGCUCGGCGAAAUGCGACGCCUCCACAUCAUCACCACAACCAUUCAGCUGCUGUUGUUGCUGCUGUCCUGGAGCUGCGGCAGCAGGCGCCGCUGAUGAGGCGGCGCCAUUCGGCGGGAGAGCGGCCGAGCCGGGCACGCCAGACAUAGACGCUUUGCGCUGGCUGCCGAUCAAGCGCAGUGCCACUGCGGUAAGGGUCUCGGGGCGCGGCUGCGGACCCUGCUGGUCAAUGCCGUUGACGAGCGGCGGGCCACUCUGCGUCCUCUUGACUGCUUUGUGGCUCUCGCACAUGGCCAGAAAGGCGUCACCCGGUUCAGAUUCCUCCGCAUUGAUCGGUGGCGUGGCCGCUGGCUCGGGCGGGGGAGCUGGGGGAGCUGCAGCAGCAGCACGAGCACCAGCGGCGGCGGCCGGGGUGACGUGUUGCUUGGUGCCUCGCUUGGCGACGGCUGUCCCUUUCGGCUUGGCUUUCGCCUGAGCGGGUUUGGCGUUGGCAGACGAGCGUUCGACCAGCUCUCCCUCCUCGAUCUCGCCCUCCUCUGGCCCAGUCGCCCCGACAUGCGACGCAGCUGCCAUCGCGGUAACCGGAAACAGUCUCCG